This is a messenger RNA of Caenorhabditis elegans, 809 nucleotides long. RefSeq lists its product as uncharacterized. Lineage: Eukaryota; Metazoa; Nematoda; Chromadorea; Rhabditida; Rhabditidae. The record is from RefSeq and is marked reviewed. The coding region runs from base 7 to 708 and encodes 233 amino acids. The transcript has 4 exons.
ACAAAAAUGUUCCGAAGAUUAGGAGAAAAAACCACGUUGUACAGAGCUGAAAGUCCAUCUCAAAAUUCAUUGGCUUCUCAUCACAAUUCGGAAGUCUCAUUGCCAUCCGUCGAUUAUUCACAAGAAGACCGUCACUCGUGUAACACUUUAAUCGGUGAUGAAUGGUCACAGAACGGAGACGUUAUCAUUCAACCACUACAAAAGCCAUCAAACACUCCAACUACACAAUAUGAACGCAUUAUUACUCGGAGAGAGAUUGCGAACACUGAAUCCGAUUUGUGUAAAAAGCUUUCCCUUAUCGUCGAUCUUGUUUCGGAUUUUGCCAACGAUGCGAAUCGGUUGUACGAGGGAGCUGAUGAACUAUUAAAAGAGCUGAGAACAAAAAUUCGGGUGUACAUUUAUUUUUUGGAUGUCGAAAUGGCGGAUGUUGAAAAGCUGUUAAGGUUCAAUGUGGAUAGAUCCACGAUUUGUGAUGAGAGAAUUGAUUGGCUUUUGCAUUUCACAAAGUGUCAUAAAGAAAUGCGUCGCGUCCUCAACGAACUCUCGGAAGAAGUUUGCGAAGAUCUUGAGUCAUGCCUAGAAAUGAGAGCCAAGGGAGUGAUCGGAAAGAAGCCAAGUUCUAUAAUUCUGUCAACACUGUCUGGAAUGAGAAAUGGAAUGAUGACUGCCUCGAAGCUUUUGGGGUGUCUGCCACGUCAAAGGGCUUAAACUUUGAAAUACUUCUGUGUGUGUUUUUUUCUGAUUUUGGAAAAAAAACUUGAUUUUUCAUAUGCAUAAUAUUAAUUUUGAAAAUGAAGUGAUUUUUUCAG